This is a messenger RNA of Enterobius vermicularis (human pinworm), 678 nucleotides long. The record is from the annotation of a GenBank genome assembly. Lineage: Eukaryota; Metazoa; Nematoda; Chromadorea; Rhabditida; Oxyuridae.
AUGAUCGCACGAAUCCUUUGCGUGAUCGCUGUAUACAGCAUAUUACCAACGUAUUCGACUCCGGCGAAAGAUAUGCUCGCUGAGCUUUCAAAUGCCGGACGAAAAAUAAUGGAACAGUCGGCUAUACCAGGAGCUACUAUACGACAGUGUUCAUGCCAGGAACAGACUACAUGCAUCAACGAGAUUCGGAGUCAAGCCAGUCAGUGCUUCGACUCAUGCUGGGACCGUUUGAAAACGAUUACGAACAAUCCGACAGGUCUUCGACAAUGCGUAUCUGAUCAAAAUCCGCUAAUUUCUCAAUUCCUUUCCUGCGUUGACAAGCAGUUACAUUCUUGUUGGCCUGAUCGUAAUGGCCCGCAGAUUCAGAAACAAGAUCUUGCAAAGUUUAUUCGACUUAGUGAAGAGAAAUUGGAAUCGUCCAAAAAUGCUUUGCUCAACAAUCCAUCAAUAAAACCCAUUCAGAAACUGCUGGGCGCAGCUAUCAACUUUGGAUACUGCGUCAAAGACUGUUUUGUAGGGAAGAAUGCAGGAGGAUUCUGCUUUGACCGACUUAAGUGCCAACCACUGAUAAAUGAAGACCGUGCUCGCAAGUCACUGAAAAAGUGUUUGAAAACUGUGGAUUGGAAGUCUAGAGCAAGCGAAUUCUGCGAGUGCUCAUUGAAAGCUGGUGUCACGUAA